GUAACACGCUGCGAACAUCCUAUUAGUGAGGACCCUUGGGGCUGGAGUCCCGGGUUCCUUAGCUUCUGCAGAAGCUGGUCGAGGUCUGAGAGCUCCUGCGUUGUCUUAGGGGCUCCCCUUUCCCUUCUCCGAGGGCUCCCUUUUUUCUUGCCUCUUCAGCUGUGGGUUCACUAGGUAGCACAAAUUUUUCAGCUCCAAUUUAAUCUUUUAAAAAACAUUUAUUCAUUUAUUCUAAUUUGUUAUACACAACAGCAGAAUGCAUUUCAAUCCAUGGUACACGUACAGGGCACAAUUUUUCAUGGCUCUGGUUGUUCACAAAGUGGAGUCACACCAUUCCUGUUUUCAUAUAUGUGCUUGGGGUAAUGAUGUCCCUCUUGUUCCACCCCCAUGUCCCCUCCUUCCCCUUCCUCCCCUUGACCCUAUCUAAAGUUCAUCCAUUCCUCUCAUGCUCACCACCUCCCACCCCUAUUAUGGAUCAGCAUCCUCAUAUCAGAGAAAACAUUCGGCAUUUGGUUUUUGGGUUGGCUAACUUCCCUUAGCAUAAUAUUUUCCAGCUCCAUCCAUUUAUCUGAAAAUGCCGUGAUUUUAAUCUCUUUUAUUGCUGAGUAAUAGUCCGUUGUGUAUAUAUGCCAAAGUUUCUUUAUCCAUUCAUCUACUAAAGGGCAUCUAAGUUGGUACCACAGUUUAGUUAUUGUGAAUUGAGCUGCUAUAAACAUUGAUGUGGCUGUGUCCCUACUGUAGUAUGCUGUUUUUAAGACCUUUGGGUAUAAACUGAGAAGUGGAUAGUUGGGUCAAAUGGUAGUUCCAUUCCAAGUUUUCCAAGGAAUCUCCAUACUGCUUUCCAUAUUGGUUGCACCGAUUUGCAGUCCCACCAACAAUGUAUGAAUGUGCCUUUCCCCCACAUCCUCACCACACUUAUUGUUGUUUGUAUUCUUGAUAGCUGCCAUUCUGACUGGAGUAAGAUGAAAUCUUAGAAUAGUUUUGAUUUGCAUUUCUCUAAUUACUAAAGAUGUUGAACAUUUUUUUUUUGUAUAUUUGUUGAUUGAUUGUAUAUCUUCUUCUGAGAAGUUCCUUGGCCCAUUUAUUGCCUGGGUUAUUUGUUCUUUUGGUGUUAAGAUUUUUGAGUUCUUUAUAUAUCCUAGAGAUUAGUGCUCUAUCUGAUCUGCAUGUGGUAAAGAUUUGCUCCCAAUCUGUAGGUUCUCUAUUCACCUCACUGAUUGUUUAUUUUGCUGAGAAGAAGCUGUUAGUUUGAAUUCAUCCCAAUUAUUGAUUCUUGGUUUUAUUUCUUGUGCUGUAGGAGUCUUAUUAAGGAAGUCACGGCCUAAUCCCACAUGAUGAAGAUUUGGGUUUCUAUUUUUUUCUUCUAUUAGGCACAGGAUCUCUGGUUUAAUUCCUUGGUCCUUGAUCCACUUUAAGUCGAGUUUUGUGCAUUGUGAGAGAUAGGGGUUUCAUUUCAUUUUGUUGCAUAUGGAGUUUCAGUUUUCCCAGCACCAUUUGUUGAAGAGGUCAUCUUUUCUCCAAUGUAUGUUUUUGGCACCUUUGUCUAAUAUGAGAUAACUGAAUUUAUGUGGGUUUGUCUCUGUGUCCUCUAUUCUGUACCAUUGAUCUACCAGUCUGUUUUGGUGCCAAUACCGUCCUGGUUUUAUUAUUAUUGCUCUGUAGUAUAGUUUAAGAUCUGAUAUAGUGAUGCCACCUGCUUCACUCUUCCUGCUAAGGAUUGCUUUAGCUAUUCUGGGUCUCUUAUUUUUCCAGAUGAAUUUCAUGAUUGCUUUUUCUAUUUCUAUGCAGAAUGUCAUUGGGAUUUUGAUUGGAAUUGUAUUAAAUCCGUAUAGUGCUUUUGGUAGUAUGGUCAUUAUGACAAUAUUAAUUCUGCCUAUCCAAGAACAAGGGAGAUCUUUUCAUCUUUUAAGGUCUUCUUUAAUUUCUUUCUUUAGUGAUCUGUAAUUUUCAUUGUAGAGAUCUUUCACCUCUUUUGUGAAGUUGAUUCCAAAGUAUUUUUUUUUUUGAGGCUAUUGUAAAUGGGGUAGUUUUCCUAGUUUCUCUUUCAGAAAAUUUGUCACUGAUAUAUAGAAAUGCCUUUGAUUAAUGGGUGUUGAUUUUAUAUCCUGCUACUUUGCUGAAUUCAUUAUUAGUUCUAGAAGUUUUUUGGUGGAAUUUUUUGGAUCUUCUAUGUAUAGAAUCUUAUUGUUGGCAAAUAGUGAUAAUUUGAGUUCUUCUUUUCCUAUCCUUAUCCCUUUUAUUUCUUUCAUCUAUCUAAUUGCUCUGGCCAGUGUUUCAAGAACUAUAUUAAAUGGAAGUGGUGAAAGAGGGCAUCUCUGUCUUGUUCCAGUUUUUAGAAGGAAUACCUUCAAUCUUUCUCCAUUUAGAAUGCUGUUGGCCUGGGGCUUAGUGUAGAUAGCCUUUAUGAUGUUGAGAUAUGUUCCUGUUAUCCCUAGUUUUUCUAGUGUAUUGAACAUGAAGGGGUGCUGUAUUUUGUCCAAUGCUUUUUCUGCAUCUAUUGAGAUGUUCAUAGGAUUCUUAUUUUUAAGUCUAUUGAUGUGAUGAAUUACAUUUAUUGAUUUCCAUAUGUUGAACCAACCUUGAUCCCUGGGAUGAACCCCAGUUGAUCAUGAUGUACUAUCAUUUUAAUAUGUUUUUACAUGCUGCUUGCCAGAAUUUAUUGAGAAUUUUGCAUCUACGUUCAUUAGAGAUAUUGGUCUAAAGUUUUAUUUCUUUGAUGUGUCUUUGUUUGGUUUUGGAAUCAGGGUGAAAUUGGCCUCAUAGAAUGAGUUUGGAAGUAUUCUCUCUUUUUCUAUGUCAUGAAAUAAUUUGAGGAGUAUUGGUAUUUGUUAUUCUUUAAAGGUCUUGUAGAACUCGGCGGUGUAUCCAUCUUUUCCUGGGAUUUUCUUGGUUGGUAGGCUUCUGAUGGUGUCUUCUAUUUUAUUGGUUGAAAUUGAUCUGUUUAACUUGUGUAUAUCAUUCUGAUUCAGUUCAGGCAAAUCAUAUGACUCUAGAAAUUUGUCAAUUCCUAUGAUAUUUUCUAUUUUAUUGUAGUACAAAUUUUCAAAAUAAUUCCUAAUUAUUUUAUAUUUCUGUAGUGUCUGUCAUGAUAUUUCCUUUUUCAUCACACAUGUUAGUAAUUUGAACUUUCUCUCCUUCUCUUUGUUAGCAUGGCUAAGGGUUUAUCAAUGUUAUUUAUUUUUUCAAGGAACCAACUUUUUGCUUUGUCAAUUUUUUCAAUUAUUUCUUUUGUUUCAAUUUCAUUGAUUUCAGCACUGAUCUUAAUUAUUCUACUGCUUUAGGUGUGGAUUUGUUCUUCUUUUUCUAGGGCUUUGGUCAUUUACUUAUUGACUUUUUCUUCUUUUAAGGAAGGAACUUCAUGCAAUGACCUUUCCUGUUAGUACUGCCUUCACAGUGUCCCAGAGAUUUUGAUAUGCUAUAUCACUGCUCUCAUUUACCUCUAAGAAUUUUUUAAUCUCCACCUUGAUAUCUUUUGCAAUCCAUUGUUCAUUCAAUGGCAUAUUAUUUAGUCUCUAGGAGUUGGAGUAGCUUCUACUUUUUAUUUUAUCAUUGAUUUCUAAUUUCAUUCCAUUGAGAUCUGAUAGAAGAAAGCGUAUUUAUUCAUUGAAGGAUGAAAUAUUCUCUAUCGGUUAAGUCUAAUUUAUUGGUUAUAUUAUUGAGUUCUAUAGAUUUCUUAGUUCAGUUUUUAUUUGUAAGUUCUAUCCAGUGGUGAAAGAAGUUUGUUAAAGUCACCCAGAAUUAUUGUGUAAUGGUCUAUUUGACUCUUGAACUUGAGAAGAGUUUGUUUGAUGAACAUGGCUGCUCCAUUGUUUGGGACAUAUAAUUGUUAUGUCCUGUUGGUGUAUGGUCCGUUGAGCAGUAUGUAGGGUCCUUCUUUAUCCCUUUUCAUUAACUUUGGCUUGAAGUCUACUUUAUUUAAUAUGAGGAUGGACACCCCUGCUUGCUUCCGCAGUCCAUGUGAGUGGUAUGUUUUUUCCCAACCUUUCACCUUGAGUCUAUGGGUGUCUUUUCCUAUGAGAUGAGUCUCUUGGAGGCAGCAUAUUGUUGGGUCUUUUUUUUAACCAAUCUGCUAGCCUAUGUCUUUUGAUUGGUGAGUUUAGACCACUAACAUUCAGGGUUAUUAUUGAGACAUGAUUUGUAUUCCAGCCGUUUUUGUUUAUUUUUGGUAUUUAACAUGACUUGGUUUCUCCUUUGAUUAGUAUUUCCUUUAGUGUACUAUAUCCCUUUGCUGAUUUUUAUUGUUGUUUUUUAUUUCCUCCUCGUGAAAUAUUUUGCCAAGGAUGUUCUGUAGUUCAGGCUUUAUUGCUGUAAAUUCUUUUUAGCUUUUGUUUGUAAUGGAAGGUCUUUAUUUCAUCAUCAAUUCUAAAGCUUAAUUUUACUGGAUAUAAUUUUCUCAGUUGGCAUUCAUUUUCUUUUAGAGCUUGGUAUAUGUUGUUCCAGGAUCUUCUAGCUUUCAAGGUCUGGGUUGAAAAAAUCUGAAGAUAUCCUAAUUGGUUUUCCCCUAUAUGUGGUCUGAUUCCUCUCCCUUGUGGCUUUUAAGGUUCUAUCCUUAUUCUGUAUGCUGGGCAUUUUCAUUAUCACGUGCCUUGGUGUAGAUCUGUUGUGAUUUUGUACAUUUGGUGGCCUGUAAGCCUCUUGUAUUUAUUUGAUUUUCCAAUUAAUUCUUCAUGUUUGGAAAUUUUUCUGAUAUUAUUUCAUUGAACAGAUUGUUCAUUCCUUUGGUUUGGACCUCUAUGCCUUCCUCUAGCCCAGUAAUUCUUAAAUUUGGUCUUUUUACAUUAUCUGAUGUUUCUUGAAUGUUCUGCUCAUGGUUUCUUACCAUCUUCACUGCAUGGUCAACAUUCUUUUCAAGAUUUUAUCUUUUGUCUUCAUUGUCUGAGGUCCUGUCUUCCAAGUGGUCUAAUCUGUUGGUGAGGCUUUGUAUUCAGCUUUUAAUUUGGUUUAUUGGUUUUUUUUUUUUUUCAUUUCAAAGAUUUCUGUUUGGUUUUUUCAGAACCUCUAUCUCCUAAUUGUAGUAUUUUGCUUCCUGUAUUUGCUCUCUAAUCUCACCCUUUAAUUCACAGAACAUUUUAAUCAUGUACAUCCUGAACUCCUCUGUCCUUUCUCCUCCUGUGCCGCCCAUGGAUUCUCAUCAUGUAGUAUCCUGGUUUGUUGGGCACUUCCUUCCCUUGUGGUUUCAUGUUGUUCAUGUCCCUUCCCUUCUAGCUCUGGGGAUCCGAGGUGUGACAGUUUUUACCCUAUAGGCUCAUGGUGUCCCUGCAGGUUUCCAGGACCUCUGUCUUAAGGGGGAGGACAAUGUGAACAGAUCCGAAUGCAAAGACAUACAGCCUUAAACCAAAUAGCUGCUAUUGAGACAUUCAUGGUUUUAUCACAGUAUCAGAAAUGUUGUUGAAAUGGAUGAAAACAGUGGACUUUUACUUCUAGAACUAAAUCCUCCUAACCCCUGGGAUUCAGAUCCCAGGCCCCCUGAAGAUUUGGCUUUUGGGGAAGUGCAGGUAACGUAUCUCACGCAUGCCUGCAUGGACCUCAAGUUGGGAGACAAGAGGAUGGUGUUUGACCCUUGGCUAAUGGGUCCUGCCUUUGCCCGAGGAUGGUGGCUGCUGCAUGAGCCUCCCUCAGACUGGCUGGAGAGGCUGUGCCGAGCAGACCUGAUUUACAUCAGCCACAUGCACUCAGACCACCUGAGUUACCCGACACUACAGAAGCUUUCCCAGAGACGACCGGAUGUUCCCAUUUAUGUUGGCGACACAGAAAGACCAGUGUUUUGGAAUCUGAAACACAGCGGUGUCCAGUUGACUAACAUCAACGUGGUGCCAUUUGGAGCAUGGCAGCAGGUAGACAAAAAUCUUCGAUUCAUGAUCUUGAUGGAUGGCGUUCAUCCUGAGAUGGACACUUGCAUUAUUGUGGAGUACAAAGGUCACAAGAUACUCAAUACCGUGGACUGCACCAGACCCAAUGGGGGAAGGCUGCCGGUGAAUGCUGCUCUGAUGAUGAAUGAUUUUGCUGGAGGAGCAUCAGGCUUUCCAAUGACCUUCAGCGGUGGAAAAUUCACUGAGGAGUGGAAAGCCCAGUUCAUUAAGACAGAGAGGAAGAAGCUGCUGAACUACAAGGCUCAGCUGGUGAAGGACCUGCAGCCCCGAAUCUAUUGUCCCUUCGCUGGGUAUUUUGUGGAGUCCCACCCAUCAGACAAAUACAUUAAGGAAACAAACAUCAAAAAUGACCCAACUCAACUCAACAACCUUAUCAAGAAAAACUCUGAUGUGCUCACGUGGACCCCACGGCCUGGAGCCACCCUUGACCUGGGCAGGAUGCUGAAGGACCCAACAGACAGCAAGGGCAUCGUGGAGCCUCCAGAAGGGACCAAGAUCUACAAGGAUUCCUGGGACUUCCAGCCAUACCUGGACACCCUGCAUGCCGCUGUAGGCGACGAGAUCUUUCUGCACCCAUCCUGGAUAAAGGAAUACUUCACCUGGGCUGGAUUUAAGAAUUAUAACCUGGUGGUCAGGAUGAUCGAGACGGAUGAGGACUUCAGCCCCUUUCCUGGAGGGUAUGACUACUUGGUGGACUUUCUGGAUUUAUCCUUUCCUGAAGAAAGACCAAGCCGGGAGCAUCCCUAUGAGGAGAUUCGCAGCCGGGUGGACGUCAUCAGACACGUGGUGAAGAACGGGCUCCUCUGGGAUGAUCUGUACAUAGGAUUCCAAACCCGGCUGCAGCGGGACCCCGACAUAUACCACCACCUGUUUUGGAAUCAUUUUCAAAUAAAACUGCCACUGACUCCACCCAACUGGAAGUCCUUCCUGAUGCACUGCGGUUAGAGGGACCUGGGACUUCUCAGACAGCGACUGAUCCCUUCACAUUUUCCAUCAAUAAGCUGGUGACGGUUCCUCCCCAUAGAUGAUGAGUCCCUUCAACUAGAGACUAUUGCUUGGCCAGCCCCGUGCUUAGCACGCACCCAGUGCGAUCAUGACUUCAAGCAAGAAAGGAGCACAUGCAUCUUUCUCUCCCACUGUCAGUGAGACUUGCCUCUUAGAUAGGCUCCCGUUGUCUUUACCGAUAAAGUUAAAGGUCAAGUCGGAGCUUCUUUUACAUCCUUCUCAGUUGCAAAGCCCUGAAUCCACACUGUAGUCUAGCACAGGCGCAGGGUUAGGUCUUCUGGGCAUGAUCCUAAGCUAGAGGGCAUGCUAAGGAGGCCCACUAGGCUGCACCACAGGUCACGCUUGUAAGCACUGGCUUGGGCUGAGUGGGCAGUGGGUGGUGGCCAUGUGGACCUUAUGAGCCACACAGGAGAGCCAUGCCACAUAUGGGCAGCCACCCAGCAAAGUGCAAAGGGUCCGAAGUCGCAUCCCAGUUCACAUCCUAGAUUCUCCCUCACCAUAAAGCAGCUCUAGAGCUCAAACUACGUGCAAGAACGAAGAUGUGUCCAAUGCAACAAGAAAAGGGCAGUAUGGAGAUAAGGUUCAGUGGUUGUUCAUUAGCAAUCUCUUUCACUCACAGGGAUGCCAGAGCACAUGAAGAAUUCAAGAAUUUACCUGCUCCACCUUGAUACAGGUUUAUCCCAGAGAAACUACGCUUUAUCACAUAAGCAUCGGAUGUCAUGCUGCCUUCAUGAGAUGUUUACAAAACUUGUGGAUCACUACGCGGAUACGCAAAUAUAUUUUUCUGGGGGUGUUGCUCAGUGCCAGAUUAUAUGCUUAGAUGCAUGAAGUACUGGGUUCCCAUAUAUAUAUAUAUAUAUAUAUAUAUAUAUAUAUAUAUAUAUAUAUAUAUAAAUUAUAUAUAAUUAAUAUAUAUGUUAAUCUCACCCAUAAUUCUCAAUAGAAGGAAACAAUGAAUCCAAUAGGAACAAGCCAUGUAUGCAAAACAAGGCAUAACAAAUUGAGAUAUGAAUCCAAGCAUAGAAGAAACAGGAAAAAUAAAGUUUUAAAAAAAUUUAAAUUUUCAAAAAAAAUUCAUUUUCCUGAAACAGUGAGUAACCCUCUUCUAAACUCUUAAAAACAUUGUUUCAAAUGGUGCAAAUGGGCAACUGAUUUGCCUGUUUUUGUUAAUGACUGUAGAUUUUUAUGAUAUUCAUAUAAUUAUUUGGGACAUAGAAAUUAAUUUCUAGAAAAAUAUGAUUGUUAAGUAGAUUUCUGUCUUACGUGUUGAUGUUUCCAAUGCACAUCACUGAUUUGAAAAAUCAAAACCUGUUUUUUGAUUAUAUAUUCUACCUCUUUAAUUCUUAAGAUUCCAGAAUGUGGUGGAAUUUGUCUCCUUAAAUCUUGGCAAUUGCAACACUGGACAUCUGCUUCCUAUUGACACCAAUAGAGCUUGAUUCUUCUGGUUGACCUCACAUAUUUUGCAGAGCAGAAAUGUUUGGAAUCCAGGAAAUAUUUUUUUGUGAUUUACACUAUAUAGUAAUAUAUUCACUUAUCACUAAAAAUAAAUGUAACAUUUGUCAAUAGAAUCUAUGUUAAAAUUCAUAUAAUGACUGAAUAAAAGAUUAUUUUAAAAUGCAA
Molecule: messenger RNA, 8495 nt
Organism: Marmota monax (woodchuck)
Lineage: Eukaryota; Metazoa; Chordata; Mammalia; Rodentia; Sciuridae
Product: cytidine monophosphate-N-acetylneuraminic acid hydroxylase
Exons: 13
Coding region: 5394-6815 (473 amino acids)
Molecular function (GO): 2 iron, 2 sulfur cluster binding
Source: RefSeq, a predicted model, not a curated record